Messenger RNA from Sesamum indicum (sesame), 3304 nucleotides. Its product is annotated as SWAP (Suppressor-of-White-APricot)/surp domain-containing protein. The record is from RefSeq and is a predicted model, not a curated record. Gene Ontology annotation, biological process: RNA processing; mRNA 5'-splice site recognition. NCBI's taxonomy places the organism in Eukaryota, Viridiplantae, Streptophyta, Magnoliopsida, Lamiales, Pedaliaceae. Gene Ontology annotation, molecular function: RNA binding.
ACCACUUUAUUACCGCCUCCGAAAUUCCCUCUUUUCUAGGGUUCUUCAUCUUCAAUUCAAUUUAGUCUCCGGAAAUUUGCUCAACUUGCAAGCCACAACAAUUUGACGAUCGACGAAGCAGCAAAAGGAUAUGGAUCUAGAGGUGGUGGGGCGCCACGCCUUGCUCUUUGACGACGACGCCAUGGCGGCGUUCGUGAACUCCGGCGACGCCCUUGUUGAGUGGCACUCCCUCAAUAUUGACCGUUACGACGUGCGCCACCUUCUCUCCGGACCUCCUCCGUCGCGCCGACGCAGUCGCAACUCCGAAACUAUCCUCGUGGAGGACUUAUCCCUUGAAGCUGAACUCGAUCAUGAGAGAUAUCUUGACCUCCCGUCGCAGUCCGAUCAACCAGAUGUGGAGGAUGAUGAACACCGACCGGACAGUUUAGGCUAUCGUGCUGUUGCCUUCUCUUAUGGAAACAAUGAUUCUGCUGACCAAAGGGAUGCUGAUGCUGGAGCGGAAUCUUCUGGGUUUCUCCCUCCGUUCCCCAUUCCUGGAGACCUUCUUCACUGCUUGCCUCCUACUGAGAAGGCGCAUCAGAUAAUUGCAAGGACUGCCAUGUUUGUCAGCAAAAAUGGUGGGCAGUCAGAGAUUAUUCUGCGGGUGAAACAGGGAGACAAUCCAACAUUUGGGUUCUUGAUGCCUGGCCAUCAUCUUCAUGCAUACUUCAGAUUUCUUGUUGAUCACCCAGAGCUUUUGAAUUCUGAAUCUGAUGGAAACUCACAAGAUGAGAGGAUAAAGGGAGGUGGCGAGCCCAAUAAUUCAAAUGGUGUUGGUGGAGCUUUGUCUUUGCUUGGGUCAGUCUAUGGGUCUGGAGAGGAAGAGGAGGGUGAUGAUACUGUAAAAACUGAGAGAGAUGCCUCCCAGGAUAGUUCUGUCACUGAUAGUAUUUCUCACGGUUCAAAAAAGAUUGAAUCCCAGGCCCAUAUGAUGAAGGAUGAGUCAGUGUCUAGAAACCCAAUUCUUUCCAAUAAAGAGAAGGUUCUCACAGUGAAGAAGAACUCUUUGAUCAAUGCAUCCAAAUCUGGAACUGUGAAAGGCAUGGAAGAGAAAUCUCGUUCAGUUUCCGCUGCUGCAGAUAAAGCAAAGAGUUUGACCAUGGGAAUGACUUCAAAGAUUGAGCCAUUAAUUGUAGAGCCACCACCUGAAUUAAAGAGAUUGAUUGACAAGAUUGUUGAAUUUAUUAUGAGAAAUGGGAAGCAGUUUGAGGCAACUCUUAUUGAGCAAGAUAGCAAGCAUGGGAGAUUUCCUUUUCUUCUCCCAUCCAACCAGUACCAUUCGUACUACUUAAAAGUCCUUCAAACUACUCAAGAGUCUAGAGUAAAUGGGAAGAGUUUGUAUCCUGGAAAGGAUGACCUAGUAGGACGUAGGACAGACAAGAAAGCUUCUGUACUCAAGGAAAAGGAUUUUUCAUUGGAUUCUGCUGUUUGUGACAUGCCAUUGGAAUCUGACAGGAAAGAGAAGUUCAAAAUGGUAAUAGGCAAAUCAAAGAAGGACAUACAGGAGACUGAAUCCAAAGGGGCCCAGCAAGAAUGUGGAAUCACUGUAGAUGCAGCAGCUGCAGCUGCUAUUCUUCAGGCUGCAACAAGAGGCAUAAAAAAUUCUAAUUUGCACAUAAUUUCAAGCACUUCUCCGGGUGUUCAUGUGAAUAGCAGUGAAGUUAUACAGCCUGGAACUUUAGGCAGCCUUCCUUCUUCCCGACCAGGUAAUGCUGUUGAAAAGUCUGGUCAGAGUGAAAGUCAUAAUUUUUCUGCAGUUGCCACCAACGCAAUUGCAAGAACAGUUGCUGGUGAAGCUGCUGGAGAGGCUGAUUCUGCUGAGGCACACUUGACCAAAGAGCAGAAGCUCAAGGCUGAAAGGCUGAAAAGGGCUAAACUGUUUGUAGCCAUGUUGAAAAGUGGCGAAGUGCCCUUUAAAGCUGGAACAUCACGUGGUUCAUCACUAGAACCUCUAGACUCCGGAGUCUCAAGGUCAGCUAGUGAGGUUAAUCUUGAUGGCAAAGACAGAGAAGGCAGCUUGGCUCCUGUUGAUCUUGAUAUGCCUGCUACAGGUGAGAAGCGUGAGAAAAAUUAUUUUGGUGAGGAGCAUGCUGAGCGACUCUCGAAAAGGAAGUAUCGAUCAAGAGCUGGAGGAUGUGAGGAUGUUGAUGAAGAUGAUUAUGGAGAUGAAAAUACAAAAGAGCAUGAGAGUCGCUCAAGAAGGAAUUCUGGAUCAAGAUCUAGGAGACAUGAUGGAGAAGAUGAAAGUGCAGAGGAAAUGAAACAUAAGCACCAUAGGAAAAGGCAUCGACAUCAUUCUUCUUCUGAGGAAAAUGAGGAUAAAGGAGAAAGUAGUGAAGAAGACAGGGACCAUAAGCGCCAUAAAUCAAAGCACCGAUCUCAUCGUUCACAACGGGAGGAUGAAUGUGAAGAUAAAUAUAAAGAGGACAGAAAUCAUAAACGGUCUAGGAAGAAACAUCGUUCUCACUCUUCUUCUCAUGAGCACUCAAGGAAAAGGCGUUCAUCGAAGCAAUAUUUGCAGGAAGACAAUCAUGAUGAUCAUGGAAUAGAUAAAAAAUCUAGGAAAAAGCAUCACUCGCAUCGUAGCAGGGACAAACACAGGCACAAGAGUGGGCGUUCUUCUAGAGACAAGGAAUCUCGACGGAACCGUAAGCAUGAUACAUCUUCAGAUGAUGAUCGUGAAAAUAGUAGUUCCAUAGAUAAACAUAAAAAUGGAUCAUCUGAUGAAAGAAAUGAGUUGGAAGAGGGCGAGAUCAGCUACAGAGUCUCAGAUGAGUCUAGAGGAAUUGCAGGUGGUCAUAUCAGCAGAGAAACUUCUAUUGAUGUAGUGAGUUCCCUCCAGAGGGCUUCAUCCCAACCUUCUGAAACCAUUACUGAUGUCCCUGAUGAUCUGAGGGCCAAAAUCCGUGCAAUGCUGAUGGCCACUCGCGUCUAAUUGUGAAACUUCAACAUCCAUGAAAAAUGUGAUAAGUGACAGGAUGAAUAUGUCAAGACUGAGUGCAGGAGGUGGAAGGAUAGAAUUGCUAGUGCAUCAGAGUUCCAAAUACACUUGGAAGUGCUCGACCUAUGUAUGGUGCCGAGAAAAUCAAGAUCACCACCUUCCCGAAUGGGCUGCCAGUUCUUGACCAAUGGCAGAUCUUGAUUUGCCUGUGUAUGACAACAUCAGUUUGUUGUGCUAAUAUUGUAUGAAAUUUUUUAAUCCCUCAUCUCCCAGAUGUUUUUAAUAUUACAUGAAAUUUUGCAUUGUCGUUGAUGAUUUGUGAAA